AUGUGGAAGGAGCAACAGCAACAGCUAGUGACAAGCAGAGCAAAAGUAGGGACGUGGAGCCUUAACAGAGUGCCAGAGACAGGAAGAUACAGAGGGAGAGAACAAGAGAGAGAGAGAGAGAGAAAGAGAAAAGGAGAAAAAGAACAAGGUCUGCCUGCCUGAGAGUGAGUCAUGGAAAUGAGAAAAUGAACAAGGAUUACACAUUAAAGUAAGAAACCGUGAGAAAAAAGAUCGGGAGGACCCCUCACCCCCACCUUUCUAACCCCCACCCCUUUCCUAGCAGAGGGGCAGAGCAGAACUGGUGAGAGAAACCAAAGUGAGAGAGAGAAAGAGAGAGAGACAGAAAAGAGGAACAUCUGAAGAGGUUGAGAUGUCAUAGACGAAUAUCAGGGCAAUCAUAGAGGUGUGUCUGCCUGGUGAGACAGUCUGUUGUUUAUGAGAGAGAAAGUUAGAGAGGGGGAAUAAGGGUAGCGAGAGAGACAAGGAGAUUAACUACUUGGCUUGAGCAAGAGAAAAGCUGAAAGAAAAAAGCACAAAAGAAAUACAGCGGGAGAGAAAGAGGGAGGGAGGGAGAGAGACAGGCAGAAACGGAGUGGGUCCAGAGAAAUGCCACCACAGGAUUAAACACUUGAGCAAGGAGCCAGGAGGAUCGCAAAAGGAGGAAACCUGAGGUGGACACGAGCAACUGGGCCGGAAAGUCCGUGCAAGGGACGGGGCCGCACGGAGGAGAAAGAGCGAGGGUAGGAGAGAGAGGCUAUGUCCAUGAAGAAGUAGCAGGUGUGUGUGAGUAAGUGUGUGUGUGUGUGAGGAAUGAAGCUUGUUCUUCUCAAGCUGCUCCUCUAUCUCAUGCUCAUUCUGUUCGCCCUCGGAUCCUUCUUUACCCUGCUUUUGUGGAUUGUUUACUCAGACAGUGACACCACUCCUCGUAGCCCUUUCCAAAGCCAGAAGAGUGUGGAUUCAACAGACUGCCUAGGCUGCAGGGACAGCAUUAUUGAUAAAGUGGUGGAACGUUAUUCAAAAAACUGGAAGAAACAAGAAAACAAUUAUAAAAAGUUCAGGUCGUUGCUGAGCAGCAAGUGUCAUGGUGUCACUAAAGCAGUUGUCACGCAAGCCAAUACCCCUGUCAGGUCAAAGGUUGUGUAUGAUGGUGAGAAGAGGAAGCCAUUGCAAGUGACCCCUGCACUGUUCAGUGUCUUUCCAAAGGAGUCACCCUUUGGAAACACAACAUGGGAUUCAUGCUCUGUUGUUGGAAAUGGGGGUAUUCUUGCCAACAGUAGCUGUGGACAGAGAAUCGAAUCUGCCCAGUUUGUUAUCAGAUGUAACCUUCCUCCGUUGGACCACAGCUAUGAAAAGGAUGUGGGGAAUAAAACCAACUUGGUAACAGCCAAUCCCAGCAUUCUCCAUGAAAAGUUUGGUGGGCUCAUGGAGCGCCGGCGGCCAUUCGUUGAGGGCCUCCGCCCCUACGGUGACGCCCUGGUCCUCCUCCCUGCCUUCUCAUAUGGCCACAACACGCCGGUGUCCUUGCGCGCCGUCUACACCCUGGAGGACUUCCGGAGCCCCACGCGACCCGUCUUCCUCAAUCCGGACUACCUGACCGGCCUGGCUCGCUUCUGGCGCUCGCAGGGCCUGCGUACCGUCCGCCUGAGCACGGGCCUCAUCAUGGCCAGCCUGGCCCUGGAGCUGUGCACCAACGUGCACCUGUACGGCUUCUGGCCAUUCAGCCAGCACCCGCACGGUCACCACCGGCACCUCACCAACCACUACUACGAUGACCGGGAGACGAAGAAGAAGAUUCAUGCAAUGCCAGCCGAGUUUGACCACCUGCUGAGGCUCCACGAGCAGGGCGUUCUCAGGGUGCAUCUGGGACAGUGUCCGCCCAGCGAUGGUUCCCUCAAGAUGUGGGGCAACAAUACCUCAGAGACUGCCACCUGGAGUUUCAAGGACGUGCCCAAAUGAAGGCCACUGGUGGGCUAAACCACACCAACCGAGGGGUCUGUGGAGGAAGAGAGCAGGUGUAUACUGAUGUACACUUCUGGAAUGUGAUUUGUCAGUACCCUGCUGGAGGUUCAUGGUCUGCUGUUGGGUCAUGUCAGCUUUAAAGGCUGAUAACUGAGGCUGAACAGGAAGAAUGUCAUGAUUCUACAAGGUUAUGAAGGUGAAAAAAAGUUUUUUAUUUCUAGAAUCUCAUGUCAUGAUAGCAUUUAUUUAAAAUGUUGAGCAUUAGUGUAAAUGAAUAUAGACAGGUAGACAAAAAAUGUGUAAAUUAGUUACCAUUUUGCCUGGAACUCUUAACCACCUCCAAACAGUCCCUAACAUCUAUGAACAGAAAGCCAGUUGACAGCUACUGCUACCACCUGUGGGCCGCCAGCAGUCCACUGGCCUUUUCCUGUACGGGAAUGUAAAAAGAAAAACGACACAGUGCUCUUGAAAUUGGAAGGGGCCGUAUCUUGAGUCUUAUGUUAAGCAUACUGCCAAUAAACCACAGAGAAUGCAAGAGAUUUAGCAGAUCAACGACUUUAUGGGUUUCCAUGGUGUUUCCACAUCAAACUCAUAUCCUGCUCAUCUUCCGGCAUUGAGUAUUUUUUGCAAGAUGAUUGUGAGUGUCCAAGGGAAGGGGUGGAUGGGGAUAUAUAUAACCCCAAUAGCCUAUAAACAGUUAUAGAUGUCAUGGUGAUCUGUAGUCACCACUUUGCUGUUUUUCGCUGUGUUGGCUUGACAUAAAACCACUUCAGCCCUAAGUGCUUCCUGUAAUGUCAAAGGUCGUAGGCUGGAAAUGUUGUCACAGAUGAGUGUAUAACACAGCUGCAGCUAUUUAUACCCUCCUGCCGUAUUCACGGCAAUGUGUUAUUUAAGUGCUUCUUGUUGACUAAGAGAAAGACAAAUAAAAGAAAGACAGUGAGAAUGUUCUACAGUAUGGUGACUGGCUUGCAUGUGAGCCUUUCUGAACCACCAUUCUAAGAAAGUCCUGUUUUUGUAUAUGGUCAGCCUCAGAAAUGUUUGACUGCCUUGCUUUGAACAUCUACUAAGCUGUAAAUAAACUGAUAUAACUUCUGUGGUCUGAUGUACGGAUACUCAUUUGGAAAACACAAAUAGUUUUGUGAUUACUGAGUACAUUUACUUGGCACAAUAGUGAAUGUACUGAUGAGAAAAGACUUUACACUAGAUGGCAGCAGUUUCCUAUGUUUGCAAUACUAUCAGUUAUAAUCACUUACAGUUACAAAACUGUCUUAGCCACAGGUGAUGCGUUGGAAUGUAGUGUAGCUAACCUAUUGAACAGUUUUUAAAUGCAGACCAAUGUGUACCCCAGUUUGUUUUCUCAACCAAGAACUAUUUAGCCUGACGUCGUCAUACUCAAUUCAAA
Molecule: messenger RNA, 3361 nt
Organism: Alosa alosa (allis shad)
Lineage: Eukaryota; Metazoa; Chordata; Actinopteri; Clupeiformes; Clupeidae
Gene: st8sia6
Product: ST8 alpha-N-acetyl-neuraminide alpha-2,8-sialyltransferase 6
Exons: 8
Coding region: 811-1956 (381 amino acids)
Biological process (GO): N-glycan processing; oligosaccharide metabolic process
Molecular function (GO): alpha-N-acetylneuraminate alpha-2,8-sialyltransferase activity
Source: RefSeq, a predicted model, not a curated record